AAUUUGUAAAAUACUAAAACGGGAGUGGGGGUCUAAGCGCUUGUGUUGAGAUUUUGUGGAUAGUUUUUUUCCAAAAUUUUGUUUUAUUCCUAUUCAAUGUUUUACUUAUAAAAUAAAAAAAAUGUUGGUUCUUUUUGAAACUCCUGCUGGAUACGCUAUAUUCAAGCUUUUAGAUGAGAAGAAACUUAAGGAAGCCGAUAAUUUAUACCAUGCCUUUGAAACACCUGAAAAUGCUGGAAGAGUUGUGAAACUUAAACACUUUGAAAAAUUUGGUGAUACUACUGAGGCUUUAGCUGCAACAACAGCUGCUGUUGAAGGUAAAAUUUCCAAGAGCCUAAAGAAGGUUUUAAAGAAGUAUGUUGAUAAGGAUCUUCAAGAGCAACUAUUGGUGGCUGAUGCUAAGUUGGGAUCUGCAAUUAAGGAUAAAUUCAGUUUACAAUGUCUUUCAAACAGUGCAGUCCAAGAAUUGAUGAGAUGUAUACGUUCACAGUUAGACAGUUUGCUGUCAGGUUUGCCAAAAAAGGAAAUGACUGCUAUGGCAUUGGGUUUAGCACAUUCACUAUCUAGGUAUAAAUUGAAAUUUUCUCCAGAUAAAGUAGAUACCAUGAUUGUACAAGCAGUGUCUUUAUUAGAUGACUUAGACAAAGAAUUGAACAAUUAUAUUAUGAGGUGUAGGGAGUGGUAUGGUUGGCAUUUUCCAGAACUUGGCAAGAUAAUUACUGAUAAUGUAGCUUUUGCAAAAACUGUUAAAAUUAUUGGUACUAGAGAAAAUACAGCAACAUCAGAUUUGUCAGAUAUUUUACCUGAAGAAGUAGAAGAAAAAGUUAAAGAAGCAGCAGAAAUUUCAAUGGGUACAGAAAUUUCAGAGGAAGAUAUAUUUAAUAUUCAAAAUUUAUGUGACCAGGUUCUAGAUUUAUCAAAUUAUAGAGCCCAGCUCUAUGAUUAUUUGAAAGCUAGAAUGAUGGCAAUUGCACCUAAUCUUACUGUUCUAGUAGGAGAAUUAGUUGGAGCCCGACUUAUAUCCCAUGCUGGUUCUCUUAUUAAUUUAGCUAAACAUCCUGCUUCCACCGUACAGAUUCUUGGAGCUGAGAAAGCACUAUUUAGGGCACUAAAAACUAAGAAAGAUACUCCUAAAUAUGGUCUCAUAUACCAUACACAGCUGGUGGGACAGUCUAGUACUAAGAACAAGGGUAAGAUGUCCAGAAUGCUGGCUGCUAAAGCUGCACUGGCUACUCGUGUAGAUGCUCUUGGUGAAGAUGGAACAUUUACGUUAGGAGCUGAACAUAAGGCUAAACUGGAAUCUAGACUAAGGAUCCUUGAAGAAGGAAAUAUUAGAAGAAUAAGUGGUACAGGCAAGGCUAAAGCUAAGUUUGAGAAGUAUCACGGUGUCAGUGAAAUACAACAAUAUCCAGAUGCAGCAGACUCUACAUUACCAACUGCUGGUAAAAGGAAAAGAUCAGAAUCAGAAGGAUUUGGUCUCGAUGAAGGAUCUUCUCCAGGUCCAUCAAAGAAAGCAAAGAAAAUUAAGCGUGAAGUAGAAGCAGAGGCUGAGGAAACUGAAGAAACUCCCAAAAAGAAGAAAAAGAAGGCAAAACAGGAAAAAAUGGAUGAAAGUGUUAGAGAAGAAGUUGAAGAAGAGGUAGCGGAUGAAUCAAUGAGUAAGAAGAAAAAGAAGAAAAAAAUCAAACAAGAAGUAGAACAACAGGAAGAAGCAUCAGUUGAAACUGAGGCGCCAACUUCAGAGAAAAAGAAAAAGAAGAAGAAAAAGAAGCAGUCAGAAAGUGAAGAACAAUAAAUUAACAAAUUAUUUUAUCUUUGUAAAUAUGGUAUAAAGUCAAAACUGUCUAGCAUUCAAGUUUUUUUUUUAAUAAUAAUACAAUUACAAACUUAGACUUUAUAAUGUUAUAACAUCUACACUGACUAAAAAACUGUUCCACAAGCAAGUCUUCUGUUAUUGAACAGUAAGAUAAAUCUGUAGGAUAUUUCAGUGUUUCAAGAAAAAUGUAGAAAACGUUUUAUGUUUUUUAUAUAACUCAAUUCAUGAUAACCGUAUAAUGCAAGACUACUUUUUAAAUUCAUGAAAAGGCUUAUAUCAUUUUAUACUUACUUCAGAUUUUCUAUGGAUUUUAGGUAUGAGUUGUCAUUGAUAUAUUGUUUUAUGGGAUUUAUAGGCCGUAAUCUGAAAUUAUCUUCUCCUGGUCUUUAGUUUGCCACUGUGGCUGAUAUCAAAAGCAAUGCGCCAGCUAUCCUAAUUGAUUUCCAGAAGGCGGCUAAUCAAAAAAUAUAUCAUGAAGUAACAACUGCCUAUUGGUGUCGGACUCAUAGGGACAGUGGUAGCGCUAAGGGUCGUAUGCUGAAAGGCCAGGUAGACCAGGGUUCUGCCAAUUUAUAUUUGGGGGGGGGGGGGGGUACCAAGCUCAGCAAUGCCUAUACGUCUUGGAUUAUUAUUUAUGUUGAACAAAAUAAUUGUCAAAUUUUAUAAAUUGGGACUAGGCUAAUGCAUCUGUGUGAGAAUAGUAAUCUAUUUAGUUAUUAUUUUAAAUGGGCACCACAAUAGAAAAUUAUACUUUACAUUUGCUUUAACAUUUUGAUUUCCAAUCCGAAAAUCGUUUUCAAAAAAAUUAUGAAUGAUAACCUGUAAAUGCUUAUAAUUGGCAGUGGAUGGUGAUAAGAAUUUGAUAGUUAAUUUACUUGUCUUCUCUCUUACACGCAUUUGCCAUGUUUUGAGGAGAAAUUCUGAGGUGCUGUAUCAUCAGAUUGCUGUUGAUAAGAUAUCACAUAGUAUAAAAUAAUUACUCCAUUUAGUAAUCUAUACUACAUGUCAACCCCGAUUUACUUGGUUCACAGGCAUAGUUGGUUUACAUAAAGUAGUGAGGUAAUUCUAAUUCUGUUAUCCAUUUCCAAGUCGCAACAGCUAGUUCACAUUUACUGCUUUUUUUUGUUUUUGUAAGGUUUGCAUGUUGGUUACUAUGUGACACCUGUGCCUAUUUUGCGAGAUAUAUAUCUCUAUUUUUUGAAUAGAUAAAAUCGUUGAAUGAAGACUCUUCAUCUUGGUCACACACGUCAUAUUAUGCUAUCUAGCAAAAUAUUGAUGUUGUCCAAAUGUCUCUUGUGAUUAGAUCUGUUGUAAGUACUUACCUUGAUUUUAACUUUGUUUUUGAUCAGGAUCUACAAGAUGUAUUGAUUUUAGACCACUGUAGUCAUAUAUAUGUGCCGGGUACUCAAUAUAGGUUUCAUACUUUUUAUUUUUCUAUUUCCUGUUCUGUAAUCCUUCUAUCACUAGACUUCGAUGAAUUUUUCAUUUGAUUAAAUACCUAUUUUGAUUUUUAAUUCUUCCUAGUUUUUUUUAUUCAGUAUAUACUUAAACUCUCUAGCAAUUUUGAGGGUGUUUUGCAAAUAAAUAAGAAUGUUAAUGUUCUUAAAAGUUCAAUAUUUUUCUAAAUAUGUAAUAUUUUACAUAUAAUUAAUGAUAAAACGCUAUAUAUUUCUUUUAGAAUAUUUUUGUUAUAAUUGUUUUUAAUAAAUAGGAUUUAGACUU
This is a messenger RNA of Diabrotica balteata, 3538 nucleotides long. Lineage: Eukaryota; Metazoa; Arthropoda; Insecta; Coleoptera; Chrysomelidae. The record is from the annotation of a GenBank genome assembly.